CCAUCACGCCCCGCGCGUCUGUGUUCUGAGUUCGCGGCAGCAUGUGGGCUGUGGCCGGUCGGUUGUGGGGCCCUUGCUCCGGGUUGUGCGCGCUGUGGGGUAGCGGCGAUGGUGUGCACCUUCUGGGCCAUGUGCGAGCCCUGCGUGGCUCCGCGGCUUCCUGUGGCAGCAAGAACUUGCUCAAGAAAUUUGCUUCCAAAACUAGGAAGAAGUUUUGGUAUGAAGGACCUUCCCUGGGAUCUCACUUGACUUACAAGCCAUCCAAGUUGGAUUCCCUCCUGAAAGCUACCUCCAAGAAGACCAGGAAGGGAGACCAUGUGCGCAUUAGAGCCCUGAACGGCCUCCUCUACAAAGCCCUAACGGAUUUGCUGUCCACCCCAGAAGUGAGCCAGGAAGUCUAUGACCUGAAUGUGGAGCUCUCCAAGGUGUCUCUGACUUCAGACUUCUCAGCCUGCCGUGUAUACUGGAAGACAAGUCUCUCUGCUGACCAGAAUAAGCACACAGAGGCCACCCUGCAGAAGAGUGCCGCAUACAUGAGGCACCUUUUGAUGUCCCAGCAGACCCUCAGGAAUAUGCCACCUAUAGUGUUUGUUCAAGACAGAAGAAAUGCACUUCUGGCUGAGGUUGAUCAGUUGCUGGCAGUAGCUGACUUUGGGCCCAUAGAUGAUAUAGAUAACUCGGCACAGGAUCAUUUCAGGGACUCUGAUACCCAGUUACCACCUGACCCCCCAGGACCUGCUGCAGACUUUUACCUGUGUGGGAUCAAUCAUGAUGCACUCAACAGGCAAAUAAUGGAGUAUAAACGGAAGAAGGAGAAAGGACUUCAGGACAUUAGCCUGGUGCCACCUGGGCAGGAGCAAAUGGCUAAGUUGCCACAAUACAUGAGGAGAAGGAAGGCUCUGUCACACAAGGAUCAGGACACCUCCCCCAGGAGUUUCCUCUUAGGUGAGGAGAAUGAGGAUGAGGAUGAAGACAGUACCAUGGAAUAUGAAUGUGAAUCUAAGAAAGCAGAGGAAUGAGAGGCAGAACAUGGAGGUGGUGGGGACCCCAUGACUGAACAGUAGGGCCCUCAUGACUGAACAGAACAAGGAUAGGGGGGAGUCGUCAGUCUGCCUGUCUGGGCCUGCAGGAAAAGAGUGUGCUUUUGUGGAAAGUAUGUGGUCUGUACUACAGAGAUAGGUGAUGAAACUCUUAGAGGUAUCAUGGACUCUUCUCCUGUUCAACUUUCAGUAGUUUUCUAUGUGUCUAAGCAUAAUUUCCUAUACAGAAGUCACUGUUCUUCUUUCAUGAAGCACACUGUGUGUAAUAAAAAAAUAAUAAACCACUCAUCACAUUGGUGAGAUCUUCAGAUGUGAAAAGAAUAAAGCUAUAUCACUGGGACUCUAGCCCAGGUCUGUGCAGCAGAAGAGGGCAGGGAUGGAGGCCUCUUGUGCUCAUGCUUGUCUGUCUUCCCAAGGGUGGCUUCCUCAAUGCUGUUGUGGGUCCAGUUUCCACCUUCUGAUUGAGGCAUGAUUGAAUGAAAAGUACAUAUUGGUGCAAUGGAAGGGCUCCCAGGUGAUCCAGGUAGUACUGGCUAUGCCUGAACUCUGAUCACGUGACAUAUUGACAGACUUUGCUCUUGGUGCCUCUGUCCAGCUGGCUUUUUUUCUGGACCCAUUUAAAUGUCCAACAUGCAGGUCUUUGCCUUCUGGGGAACCUGUGACUCUUGGACACAGGCUGUGAACAGCUUUUUAUUUUAUCAUAUCAGAAGAAAAAUCAUGCUCCAUCUUAUAAAU
Octodon degus (degu) is the source of this 1775-nucleotide messenger RNA. RefSeq names its product ribosome binding factor A (gene Rbfa). The record is from RefSeq and is a predicted model, not a curated record. The transcript is spliced from 7 exons. Lineage: Eukaryota; Metazoa; Chordata; Mammalia; Rodentia; Octodontidae. Gene Ontology annotation, biological process: rRNA processing. Bases 42 to 1019 code for a protein of 325 amino acids.